Molecule: messenger RNA, 5626 nt
Organism: Aedes aegypti (yellow fever mosquito)
Lineage: Eukaryota; Metazoa; Arthropoda; Insecta; Diptera; Culicidae
Product: splicing factor, arginine/serine-rich 15
Exons: 12
Coding region: 134-4138 (1334 amino acids)
Cellular component (GO): nucleus
Molecular function (GO): RNA binding
Source: RefSeq, a predicted model, not a curated record
CGUGUGUGAAGUGCAGGCCUUGGACAAAGCCGUACGGUCCGUAGAAAUUUGCAAAUUUUUCGGUAAAAAUAUGCCCUUGGGUGGCUAAAAGUAUCUGAAUUCGAGUGCUGAAAUCGUCCGCAAACAGUGCAACAUGGAAACGGUUCGCGUGUUCAAUCAGGAGCUCUCGGGGCUGUAUGAGGCCAAGCCGCCGAUCUCCAAGGCCAAGAUGGCCUCGAUUACCAGGAGUGCGAUGAAGGCCAUCAAGUUCUACAAGCACGUCGUGCAAAGUGUGGAGAAGUUCAUCUCCAAGUGCAAGUCGGAGUACAAGAUACCGGGUCUGUACGUGAUCGAUUCGAUUGUGCGCCAAUCGAGGCAUCAGUUCGGGGCGGAGAAGGAUGUUUUUGCGCCGCGCUUUGCCCGCAAUAUGGAGCAAACGUUUGCGCACCUGUUCCGCUGUCCGCCGGAGGAUAAGAGUAAAAUCAUCCGUGUGUUGAACUUGUGGCAGAAGAACAUGGUAUUCGCGCCGGAGGUCAUCCAACCUCUCUUCGAUCUGGCCAACCCGGAGCAUCCGCUGCACCUGCAGUACAACGCUGCGCAAGCGGCGGGUGGCGGUGCCGAAGGAUCCGGUGGUUCCAACGGAAUGAAUACCUCAGCCCUGUCGCACGAUUCACCGGGACCGAUGUCCCACGACGACCACGGUAGUUCGGCACAAACGUCGGAAACGAAGGGUCUGGAUCCCAACACCAUCCGGCAGUUGCAACAGUUCCAGCAACUUUUGCUGCGCCAAACCAGCGGUAGCGAUGCCCACGGUUCCAGCAAAGAUCAAGUCAAGUUCAACAAGAAACUGCUGGACUUUGACUACGGUAGCGAAGAAGACGACGACAAGAACUCGCCGUCGGUUCCCUCGACUUCGCUGCCCGACGGGAACAACAUUGCCCAGAUCCUGUCGGACCCGAAUGUGCUGAAGCAGCUGCAGAACCUCCAGAAGCUGAAGCAGGAAGAGAAGCAAACCAAGCUCACCGAGAUGCGCCUGCAGGAGGAGAAGUUCGAAAAGCAUCUGGCCAGCGUACUCAAGGUGGCUAGCAAUAUUCAUACUGCCGACAACAAGCAGCUUAUGAACAAGCUCCCGUUUGCCAACGAGUGUGACUUGAGUCGCCAGCCGACGACGACCAUCGAUCUGAGCGGAGGCAUUCCUUCAUCUAAAGAGGGCGAUGGAGACGACAUUGUUACAGAGGUCAUCAGCGAUACGCAUAGCUCGUCACCACGAAGCACGGCAGCAGACCAGUACAAGUCAUCUUCGUCUUCGCGACGCCGAAAGAGCCGUUCCCGUUCCCGUGAUCGCCGUGACCGGGACCGCAAUCGUCGCCGUUCCCGUUCCAGAUCGCGCAGCCGGAGUCGAUCGCAUUCACGAGGACGUGGCCGUGGAGGACGUGCUUCGUCCCGAGACCGCGAUAGAGAUCGUACCAGCCAGAAGGACAAGGAACGUGAUAAGGAACGUGAGAGGGAGCGCAAGAAGCGUGGACUGCCGGAGAUCAAGAAGGAACAUCUCAGUGUUUGCAGUACGACCUUGUGGGUUGGCCACCUGUCCAAGUUGGUUCAACAGGAAGAGCUAUCCGAUACGUUUGGCAAAUAUGGCGACAUUGUUAGCAUCGAUUUGAUCCCUCCCCGCGGGUGUGCAUUUAUCGUAAUGAAUCGCCGUCAGGAUGCGUACAAAAGUAUGCAAAGCCUGAAGAAUCACAAGAUGCAUGGCCGGACCAUUACCAUUUCCUGGGCCACCGGUAAAGGUGUCAAGAGCAAGGAAUGGAAAGAUUACUGGGAUAUUGACUUAGGGUGCAGUUACAUUCCGUGGAGCAAGCUGAAUCAUAAUACCGAUCUGGAAAGCUUGGAAGAGGGAGGCAUGCUGGAUGAAGAAACCAUGCCACCGUGGAUGAAAGACAAGAUUACAAACGCUUCCAAGAAGAAGGACGGUGAUCCGGCAGGCAUAAUCAAUCCGUUGUAUGCCGUCGAUACCAGCCAACCGCCACCGACAGCUGCAAUGAUGGCCGGAAUGCCUGCAAUGACCACGUUCCCGAUCGGUGCCGUUGGAGCCGUUGGCGCCGUUCCACGCUUGCCCAUAAUGGGACUUCCGAUUGUACCCGGUUUGGGUAUCAACGUUCCGCCGCCGAACCUCAUGAUGGCCAGCGGAAUAAACAAUCCUCCGCCGCUUCCAAUGGCUGCCGGAUUUGGUGUGUUGCCGCCUCCGCCGCCAUCCCAGGGCGCACCUUCGAACGUGGCCGGAGGUGGUGAUGAAAUGGACAUCGAGAUGGAAGACGAAGGUUCAAACCAAAGCCACGGGCAUCCACCCGGAGGGAUACCACCGGCCAAUGCGGCCUUCUUCAACCAGCCUCCGCCUCCGCUGAUGCCGCCAAAUUCACUGCCGUUCAAUCGCAAUCAGCAGGAGAACAACGGAGGGGACCGUGGUGGUUUCAAUCGAAACGAAAAUCAAGAUCAGGAUCGCAGAAAUCGUGGCGAUUUCGAUCGCCGAGGUGGUGGCAGAGAUCGGGACCGUGGAGGACGAGACGAUCGUGGGGACCGGGGUGGUCGUGAUGAUCGGGACGGUCGUGGCAGGAGAAACUUCAGAGACAAUGAAGGCGAGCGGAACGAGCGGCCAAGCCGCUGGGGAAGCAAUGAUCGGAACAACUUUGGCAACCGUGGUGGCAGUGAUAGUGGUCGCGAUGAAAGGCCUCUGUCCGAAAGGUUGCGAGAGUUGGCCGGGGCGGACUUUAGUCAGCAGCAGCAGCGUGGUGGCGACGGCGGCAACGAUGGACAGCAGCAGUUUGGUGGCGGAAGGAACUUCCGUGGUGGUCGCAAUAACAACAUGAACGAUGGUGGCGAUGAGUUCAACAAUCGCGGUGGUAACGAUUUCGGAGGUCGUGGUAACUUCCAGCAAGGUGGUCGUUUCAACAAUAACCAGCGAGGUGGUGGACGAUUCAACAACCGUGGCGGUGGAUUCAUGCAAAAUCGUGGAGGUCCAGAUGGCGAAAACAUGCAAGCCAUGAACAUAAUGUCAUUGCUCAACAUUGAUCCUUUCUUCGGUGGUAACAAUAACGAGCAAGGCGGUGGAGACGACGAGCAACAGCAGCAGCGGUUCUUCGAUCGUGGCAACGAAGGUGGUAACUUCAAUAACCGACGUUCGAACAACUGGAACGAAGGUGGCGAUCGUGGUGGAAAUCGCGGAAACCGUGGAGGGCGUGGCAACUGGAGAGAUAACAACGAUGGUGAUGGCGGUGGAAACGAUGGUGGCCGAGGAGGACGCUUUGGAAACAGACGCAAUGAUCAAAGGAAUCAAAGACAUAAUGACUUUGGAGGAAAUCAGGAUGAACAACCGCAGCAGCAGCAGCAACAACAGCAAAAUCAGCCAAAUCAGCAACAGCAACAUCGUAAUGAGCAACCACAGAUGCAACAAGGAGGCCGAGGUGGCGGACAAGGAUUGAGGUGGGAUGAAAAUGAUGAAAACUGGGAUGAUGAUGUUCCGGUGGCCAAGAAGCGUAAUGUCGAUCCACCGAAGGAAGACAGACAACAACAACAGCAGCAACAAGAACAACCACAGCAGCAGCAACAGCAACAAGAACAUCGUGAAGAAAGGCAAGGCGGCGGCCAAAAGAACAAACAGUCGGAAUCGCACCUUGGUGAUGGAGGAGAUUGGGAUGAACCUAAGGAGGAACGAACUGAAGGCGGUAAAAAGCACGGAGGUGGUGGCACUCCUCUUUUCGAUGAAACGCAUUCCGGAGAGCAACAUCAACAGCAGCAGCAACAACAACAACCUCCUCAGCAGGAGCAGCAGCCACAGGAACAACAGCAGGAACCUGUGAGGAACCCUAGUCCUCCUCCGGUAGUGCGAGAACCUGAACCGGAACCAAGACAACCCUCGCCGGAACCGCAGCAACAUAGACCACAGUUGUAUUCCCCGUCUCCACCUCCUGCUGCAGUAGCACCACCUGCUGCCGAACCUGCAUUUGAAGCUCCAGCUCCGAAUCCAGAACCGACCCCGGCACCAGUAGUUCCAGUUUCGGAACCUCCGCAGCAAAUGGACGCCCCAGCUGUAGCAGAUACACCUUCUUCGGCUCCAGCAGCAGCAGCAGCAGAAGAAUCAGCCGCUCCCGCCGAGGAUGCCUAAACACUUGCAACACAUUCUAGUGCAUAUAUAAAGAAAUUAUCAACUUUACGGUAGGUUCACAUGAAAAAGAAAACCUCUCCCUUUUUACAUAGUUAAGUUCUAUGGAAUACAUUAAGGAUUACUUUAACGAAUGAAUGAAUUCGUUUACCAAUUGAUUUGUUCUAGGCAGAAGGCAUGUAUCAUUCAAUGGCAGUUUUAAGUUGUCAAAUCAAAUUUUUAAUAUAUUUCAACUCGAAUCUAUAAUGUUCCGUUUUUUUGGGGUUGCACUAUUUAAAAAAAACGAGGUUUAGCGUCCAAAGUACAAGAGACCGACAGCGUCUUGUGUUUAUUGCAAUAACCCAUACAUCGUAUAUUAUCGUUUUAUCUUCAAUUUCUCAAUUAUCGUUUUUAUACAUUUUUUCUGAGAUGGUCUUGGCUAUUUUCCCGAAUAUAACAGUCUUACCACAAACACAAUUACACCAUUUUGUUUACAAGUUUCUGUUGAUUCGUUUCUUGGCUUUCCAUGAAGUAAGAGAAGAAAAAAAGAUCAUCCUAUUUACCAACCGUUGUAGCAGUUCGGAAGUAACUGAUAACCUAGCAUUAUCCUAAAACUAUGAUAAAAAAGAAACUACCUACUCGUUAUUUGAUAAAACUUAGCAACAAAUGGAAAGGACUGUGAUAUGUUUCGUACUAAGUGUUUUUGAUUAAGUAGAUGCGUUUCAUCAUUUGAUUCAGUGGCAGAAGGAAGCAAAUACCUAAACGUUAGAACAAAUAUUUAUGAGCUAGUUUUCCUUAGGUCAGAGCAAUUAUUUUGUAUAAGAAAAUAAAUCCUAAAAGAGAUUAUCGUAAGAAAACGUUGCUUGUUUACAUGAGCCUAGUGAGAAAAGAACAGAUAUCGAUUAUAAGUGAAAGCGGAUAUGCACAACACAACAACACCAUGCGCAAAAAGGUAGGUCCAACUGCACCGUGGGAUCAUCGCGGGAAUUGCCCAGCGAGGGAGUAUCGGCGCGCUUGCACUCGAGUUGAGUGACUUGUGCAAGGUAUUGUGGAUAUAGCUUUCGUUUACCAUAUACACAUUUAUACUUCUUAUGAUUACUUAGUGAAAGUGAUUAUUUUUUUAUGUUUUGAUAUGACCGAUAUUUAUAACACAGAACGUGUACGUAGCAGAGCAAGCAGCGAGAUUAACCGAAAACAAAUUGAAUCAAACUAGAAAAUCGUACUAUACGAAUGCAAAUGAUGAAAUUGCUCUACCUAAUUAGGGAGCGACACAGCAAGAAACGAAAUAUCACAGUAGCUUUUCUCCUAAGGUGGGAUACAUUCUCGAUGGAAUAGAUACAUACUUCCUGCGCGUAAAUUUGUUCAACUGCAACCUAAAUAUUUGACAAACCUUACAUCAACUACGACUACGAUGUGUCAGCAAGAACAAAAUAAUAUAUGGUAUCAUAGCAGUAAAUCCAACAUUCAAUAAAUAAACAUUUACGUUACUCUAGAGUGGUUGACAAAAGACAA